This is a messenger RNA of Plasmodium reichenowi, 1515 nucleotides long. Its product is annotated as hexose transporter. The record is from RefSeq and is a predicted model, not a curated record. Gene Ontology annotation, molecular function: hexose transmembrane transporter activity. The transcript has a single exon. Gene Ontology annotation, biological process: monosaccharide transmembrane transport. Gene Ontology annotation, cellular component: membrane. Lineage: Eukaryota; Apicomplexa; Aconoidasida; Haemosporida; Plasmodiidae. The coding region runs from base 1 to 1515 and encodes 504 amino acids.
AUGACGAAAAGUUCGAAAGAUAUAUGUAGUGAGAAUGAGGGAAAGAAGAAUGGAAAGAGCGGAUUUUUUAGUACAUCCUUUAAAUAUGUAUUAUCAGCAUGCAUAGCAUCAUUUAUAUUUGGUUAUCAAGUGAGUGUAUUAAAUACAAUAAAGAAUUUUAUAGUUGUAGAAUUUGAAUGGUGUAAAGGAGAAACGGAUCGAUUGAAUUGUUCCAAUAAUACUAUUCAGAGUUCAUUUUUGUUAGCAUCAGUAUUUAUAGGUGCUGUGUUAGGAUGUGGUUUUUCUGGUUAUUUAGUACAAUUUGGAAGAAGGUUAUCAUUAUUAAUAAUAUAUAAUUUUUUCUUUUUAGUAAGUAUUUUAACCUCCAUUACUCAUCAUUUCCAUACAAUAUUAUUUGCUCGUUUGUUAAGUGGUUUUGGUAUAGGGUUAGUUACAGUAAGUGUUCCUAUGUAUAUAUCCGAGAUGACACAUAAAGAUAAGAAGGGUGCGUAUGGUGUAAUGCAUCAGUUAUUUAUAACAUUCGGUAUAUUUGUAGCCGUUAUGUUAGGUUUAGCUAUGGGUGAGGGCCCUAAGGCUGAUUCGACUGAGCCAUUAACUUCGUUUGCUAAAUUAUGGUGGAGGCUUAUGUUUUUAUUUCCUUCUGUUAUAUCGUUAAUAGGUAUAUUUGCUUUAGUUGUUUUUUUUAAAGAAGAAACACCAUAUUUUCUUUUUGAGAAAGGGAGAAUUGAAGAAUCCAAAAACAUUUUGAAAAAAAUUUAUGAAACAGAUAAUGUGGAUGAACCACUGAAUGCUAUAAAAGAAGCUGUUGAACAAAAUGAGUCAGCAAAGAAAAAUUCUUUAUCUUUAUUAUCAGCAUUAAAAAUCCCAUCAUAUAGAUAUGUUAUAAUAUUAGGAUGUUUGUUAUCUGGUUUACAACAAUUUACAGGUAUAAAUGUUUUAGUGUCUAAUUCGAAUGAAUUAUAUAAAGAAUUUUUAGAUAGUCAUUUAAUAACCAUAUUAAGUGUUGUAAUGACAGCAGUGAAUUUUUUAAUGACUUUCCCAGCAAUAUAUGUUGUAGAAAAAUUAGGAAGGAAAACCUUAUUACUAUGGGGCUGUGUAGGAGUUUUAGUUGCCUAUUUACCUACAGCAAUAGCCAAUGAAAUAAAUAAAAAUUCUACUUUUGUUAAAACACUUUCUAUCGUAGCAACGUUUGUUAUGAUCAUUUCUUUUGCUGUUUCUUAUGGACCAGUUUUAUGGAUUUAUUUACAUGAAAUGUUUCCAUCAGAAAUAAAAGAUAGUGCUGCAAGUUUAGCAUCAUUAGUUAAUUGGGUUUGUGCAAUUAUUGUUGUCUUCCCAUCAGAUAUUAUUAUUAAGAAAUCCCCUUCGAUUCUUUUCAUAGUUUUUUCAGUAAUGUCAAUUUUAACCUUCUUCUUUAUUUUUUUCUUUAUCAAAGAAACUAAAGGAGGUGAAAUAGGAACAAGUCCAUACAUAACUAUGGAGGAGCGACAAAAGCAUAUGACCAAGUCGGUUGUAUGA